AUGGAGAAUUUCUUAACUGCUCAACAAAAACAAGGAGAAAUGAUUCAACAAUUAACUUCAAGGAUAGACCAACUUGCCACUCAUAACAGGAUGUUGGAAAACCAAAUAGCUCAACAAGCAAGCUCUUUUAGCAAAGCACAAGGAAAACUUCCAAGUCAACCAAAGAAUCCUAAAGAACAUUACAAAGCAGUGAUCCUAAGGAUUAAUGAGGAAGCAAACAAGAGGAAGGAAAUUAAAAAAGAAGAAGAGGAAAAGUAUGUGCCUCCACCACCAUACAAGCCACCAUUGCCAUAUCCUCAGAGGUUUCAGAAAGCAAAGCUAGAUAAGCAGUUCGGGAAAUUUUUAGAAGUUUUGAAGAAAUUAUACAUCAACAUUCCAUUUACAAAUGCAAUUUCUCAAAUGCCCUCAUAUGCAAAAUUCCUGAAAGAAAUUUUGUCAAACAAGAGGAGAUUAGAAGAUUAUGAAACUGUGGCAUUAACAGAGGAGUGUAGUGCUCUCUUACAGAAUAAACUUCCACCAAAAUUGAAGGAUCCAGGAAAUUUCUCUAUUCCUUGUCACAUUGGGGAUACUAGUAUUGAAAAGGCAUUGUGUGAUCUUGGAGCUAGUGUAAGUUUGAUGCCACUCUCCAUUUGUGAAAAGCUGACAGUAGGAGAUUUGAAGCCCACCACCAUUUCUUUGCAACUAGCUGAUAGAUCCAUCAAAUAUACAGUGGGAAUUCUGGAGAAUAUGCCCUUAAAAGUUGGAAAAUUUUACAUUCUUGUGGAUUUUGUGGUUCUUGAAAUGGAAGAGGAUAUUCACAUACCUAUCAUUUUGGGAAGGCCAUUUUUAGCCACAGCAGGGGCUAUAAUUGAUGUAAAGAAUGGUAGAUUGACAUUAAAAGUUGGAGAAGAGGAGGUGGAAUUUAAUUUGAAUCAGACUUUGAAGAAACAUCAUGGAGUUGAUCCUUGUUUAAGGGUUGAUGUUAUUGAUGAGAUUGUGGAAGUAGAAUUUAAGAAAAGAUAUCCUGAGGACCCUUUGGAGAAUUGUUUGGUACAUAGUAGAACAACAAAGGAUGAAAAUCCUGAAGUUACAGCUUUUGCUCAAAUUUUGGAAGCUACUCAAGAAGUUGUAGGAGAUCAAGUUUUGCAAGUUGAAGAAUUGAAAUAUGAAGUUGCACACCUAUCUUUGCUAGAUGAGAAGGACGCACCACAGGAUUUUUUAGAGGAUAAUUUUAAAGCUACCAUAGAACAUCAAAGAAGGUUAAAUCCUAAUAUGAAAGAGUUGGUGAAGAAAGAAGUCUUGAAACUGCUUGAAGCUAGGAUCAUUUAUCCUAUUUCUGAUAGUAGUUGGGUUAGCCCAGUUCAUGUAGUUCCUAAGAAAGGAGGUGUGACCGUUGUGAAAAAUGAAAAUAAUUAG
Molecule: messenger RNA, 1395 nt
Organism: Hevea brasiliensis (rubber tree)
Lineage: Eukaryota; Viridiplantae; Streptophyta; Magnoliopsida; Malpighiales; Euphorbiaceae
Exons: 3
Coding region: 1-1395 (464 amino acids)
Source: RefSeq, a predicted model, not a curated record